CCGGCUCGGCCCGGCCGCCCGCGCGUGGCUGUUGCAGGCCCCGGGCCCGGCCCGGCGGCUGCUCUAGCUCGAGGAACUCGGUGGCGCCCGUGAGCCGCGCCGCAGCCAUGGCUCUGGUGACCCUGCAGCGCUCGCCGACGCCCAGUGCCGCCUCCUCCUCGGCCAGCAACAGCGAGUUGGAGGCUGGCAGUGAUGAGGAUCGCAAGGUAAACCUCAGCCUAAGUGAGAGCUUUUUCAUGGUGAAAGGUGCAGCCCUCUUCUUACAACAGGGAAACAGCCCUCAGGGCCAGCGGACUCUUCAACACCCCCACAAGCAUGCAGGUGACCUACCCCAACAUCUGCAAGUAAUGAUCAACCUUCUGCGUUGUGAAGACAGAAUCAAGCUGGCCGUGCGCUUAGAGAGUGCCUGGGCAGACCGUGUGCGCUACAUGGUGGUGGUGUACAGCAGUGGGCGCCAGGACACUGAAGAGAAUAUUUUGCUGGGAGUUGAUUUCUCCAGUAAGGAAAGUAAGAGCUGCACCAUUGGGAUGGUUCUCCGACUGUGGAGUGAUACGAAGAUCCACCUUGAUGGUGACGGCGGGUUCAGUGUGAGCACAGCUGGAAGAAUGCACAUAUUUAAGCCCGUAUCUGUCCAGGCCAUGUGGUCUGCCCUGCAGGUGCUUCACAAGGCCUGUGAGGUGGCUCGAAGGCACAACUACUUCCCCGGUGGUGUGGCACUUAUCUGGGCCACCUACUAUGAGAGUUGCAUUGGGUCUGAGCAGAGCUGCAUCAACGAGUGGAAUGCCAUGCAGGACCUGGAGUCCACGCGGCCCGAUUCCCCGGCACUGUUUGUUGACAAGCCCACCGAAGGGGAAAGGACUGAGCGUCUCAUCAAAGCCAAACUGCGAAGCAUCAUGAUGAGCCAGGAUCUUGAAAAUGUGACCUCGAAAGAGAUCCGUAAUGAAUUAGAGAAACAGAUGAACUGUAACUUGAAAGAAUUCAAGGAAUUCAUAGACAAUGAAAUGCUGCUUAUCUUGGGACAGAUGGACAAGCCCUCCCUUAUCUUCGAUCACCUUUAUCUCGGUUCUGAAUGGAAUGCAUCCAAUCUGGAGGAGCUGCAGGGCUCAGGGGUUGACUACAUUUUAAAUGUCACCAGAGAAAUAGACAAUUUCUUUCCUGGCUUGUUUGCAUAUCACAACAUCCGAGUUUAUGAUGAAGAGACCACAGAUCUUCUUGCCCACUGGAACGAAGCAUAUCAUUUCAUAAACAAAGCAAAGAGGAAUCAUUCCAAGUGCCUGGUCCAUUGCAAGAUGGGUGUCAGCCGAUCUGCGUCCACAGUCAUAGCUUAUGCGAUGAAGGAAUUUGGCUGGCCCCUGGAAAAAGCAUAUAACUAUGUGAAGCAGAAGCGUAGCAUCACACGACCCAAUGCAGGCUUUAUGAGGCAGCUGUCUGAGUAUGAAGGCAUCUUGGAUGCAAGUAAACAGCGGCACAACAAACUCUGGCGCCAGCAAACGGAAAGCAACCUCCAGCCACCUGUGGAGGAUACUGCGGAGCCCAGUGGCUUCUUGCCAGAGACCCUGGACAGCACCCCAGCAGACAGCAGGCUGCCUGGCUUAGAUGAUACUGCCCAACCUGGACUCCCAGGAAGCCCUACCCCAGGAGGGUCCACUCUCCCUUGCUGCUUCCGGAGACUCUCAGACCCCCUCCUCUCUUCUUCUGACUAUGACACUGGCAGCCUGGUCCACCUGGAGGACCUGGAGAGGGAUGCUCUGGUGGAGGAUGUGACCCAGCCAGCAGAGGUACUCAGGCCAGCCAGGCGAGCCCAGGAAGGUACUGCACUCUGUGAGAAGGAUGUAAAGAAGAGACUCGAGUUUGGGAGCCCCAGAGCCCACAGCAGCUCCUCCCCCCAGGUGGAGGAGAUGGACAGAGAAGAGGGCCCAAGAUCAGGGAGGCUGGCACGAUCCCCAAGCCAGCCUGACAGAAGCCCACUCAACCAGGAGAACCUCAACAACAACAACAGCAAGAGAAGCUGCCCAGAUGACUUUGAGCAUGAUGCCAUGUUUGGGAUCCUCACCAAAGUCAAGCCUUCCUACAAGUCCUGUGCCGAUUGCAUGUACCCUGCAGCUGGCAGGGCUCCUGAGGCCUUCAGGGAGCAAAGUGAGGACCCUAGUGCUCCUGCCAUCUGUACACAGCCCGCCUUCCUGCCCCACAUCACAUCUUCCUCUGUGGCCCACGUGUCUAGCAGGUCCCGAACUCUGGAGAAGCCAGUCUGUGGUGCAGUUGACUGUCCCCCACUGCCACCAGCAGCAGCUUCAAGGAGACCAGAGAACAGUGGCAGUGUGGCUGGGGCUAUCCCUGAGGUACCACCUACCCUCCCAGAACUGUCCAGAGAGACCCCAAAAGUCCUACCUAAGUCCUUCCUGUUGAAGAAUUCUCAUUGUGACAAGAACUCUCCCAGCAUGGAAGUAAAGGAAGACUCAUUACCCAAGAAGGAGUUGAAGCCAGCUAAGGACCUGCGGCUUCUGUUCAGUAAUGAGUCUGAGAAACCAACAACCAACAGCUACCUGAUGCAGCACCAGGAGUCCAUCAUUCAGCUACAGAAGGCAGGUCUGGUCCGCAAGCACACCAAAGAGCUAGAGAAGCUGAAGAGCCUGCCCAUGGACACAGUAUCUGCCACCAGGGAUGGUGCCGCCAGUAGGCUGGAAGAUAGCAUCCCCGAGGAGAGCCAGGAGUUGGCUGCACUCCAGGAGCCACAGCCCCUGGCUCUGCCUGGCCAGGCAGGGGGUGAUGACAAAUCAGAGGCCACCCCCCUGCCUUUGGAAGGAGCCUUGCUGAAGAGCCCCCCUCCGUUCCUGUCCCGCCUGGACCAUACCAGUAACUUCUCCAAAGACUUCCUGAAGACCAUCUGCUACACCCCCACCUCCUCCUCCAUGAGCUCCAACCUGACACGGAGCUCUAGUAGCGACAGCAUCCACAGUGUCCGGGGGAAGCCAGGGCUGGUGAAGCAGCGAACCCAGGAGAUUGAGACCCGGCUCCGGCUGGCAGGCCUCACUGUCUCAUCCCCACUCAAGCGCUCUCACUCUCUUGCCAAGCUGGGAAGCCUAAACUUCUCCACAGAAGACCUAUCUAGCGAGGCUGACACAGCCACUACCGCCGACUCCCAGGAUGCUCAAUGCAGCAAAUCUUCCUUGCAGGAACCCCAGGCCACCGCAAGGAACCCUGCUGCAACCUCCAAACCAUCAGGGAAAUCUGCCCCAGAAAACUUGAAAAGCCUCCUGAGGAUGAGCAGAAGCUGACCCCCCCCCCCCUUUGCUUCACUGGACUUACAUUUUCCUACAGUCUCUCCCUGAGUUUCCUUGUAGAUUUGGAUCCAUCCUUUAUACCUUGAUUUGUCUUAAAUAACCAAAGUCAUCCAGGAUUUCCUCCCUCUUGCCAUAGGAGGAGGAGAAACAAAAUUAUUUUACAGCACAAGAAGAAAGGACAGGUACUAGUGUGUGGCCUGGGAGACCCAGGAAUUUCAGUCAGUAGAUACACACUCUGUUUUUAAGAAGAAUCAUGUAUUUAAAAACACAAACAGAUAGGCACAUGCAUCCAAAAUACUCCAUUCGCAACACACAGAAGAGUCAUGGUGGUGACAUUAUCGCCACGGCCCAUGUUUCAUUUUGGCCCUCUUGGAAGAACUCUGGGAUGGCAACAUGAGUCCUACCUCUGUUCCUGCUAUGCUUUUUGUUUUUAAAUACAAUAAUGACCAAGGCUCAUUCCAAGGAAUAAUGCUGUGUCAGAGUUUUUCAAAACAGGUGUUUGUUUGUUUUGUUAGUUAGAACCCCAAAAGGGUUCAGAUGUUCAUUCAGCUUGACUGCACCAAGCAGAUCAUUGCUAGGUAAAGUCAGCAGGGAGACAAAUCCCGCCCUGUUGCUGAACUUGUGCUGCGCUAAGAGGCAGUUUCCUAUUCAGUUCAAGUCUUCUGUCGUGUUUCUGUUGUGAGUGGGUGAUCAGCACUAGGCUGGCACCUGGGUCAGACGAGGGGAAUGUGUGUGAGGACAGUAUAUGGCUUUCCUGGUGAUGCACACCAAAGUGUUGUGGAGCCGAGUCUCCUGCUGACUGGCUGACAUUGUCUUAGUUGGGAACACUGGAUCAGUAACUCUAGGAUUGGACUGUCCUGCCAGAAGCCCUGACCCUCAGACUUACAGGUCUCAUGUACUGUUAUUUGGGAGACAAAGGGAUAUUAGGGCAAAAUUCUCAUGGGUCCUACUCCAAGAGCCACUUUGAGCAGCCUGUCUGAGCAGUGAGACUGAAAGUUUCACAGGUUUACAGCCAUCCCUUGCUGUGGGGAAAGCACUGCUUCGCAUUUCUGCAGCUCUCCCAGCAGCAGGGAUGGAGUAGAGGAUGCUGUAGCCCAAGCCUCAGCUUCACGAUAGUAUCUUGAAGAACCAGGUAAACUCAGGGUGGCUCACAGCUUGGGGCUUAAGUCCAGCAGUUCACCUGAUGUCUGUCAGCAAGGUGAAGUGCUCAGAUAUUUUGAAGAAAGAGAAGCAGCUCUGGAGAAAGGCAAAAGGGCUUGGUUCAGGGCCCUGCAAACUGGUAUAUAGCCCUGUGGUCUAAGAAUGGCUUUUACAUUUUUGAAGGAUUAUAAAAAAAUAAUAUGUAAGAGAGUUCAUGCAGAGCCUUAGAUACUUGCAGACAGGCCUUUUGUAGACCUUUGCUGCCUGUGUUCCUGCAGAAGGCAAAUUGGAAGGCCUCCUGCAUGUUGUGGAUACCUUAGGCCAAACCUCUGCUCUCCCAAAUCCAGGCUUUGCCAGCUCCCCCCACAUACACUUCUCUUGUGCAGUGUGUGGGGAGCAGAUGCUUGCCCCAGCUCCACCUCUGCUGGAUCAGCCCUGGUAGCUCGGUAAACCAGAAAGCACUCCAGGGCCACCUGAGUUUGGAAAGCAGAUGCAGAGGUUGCCAUCUUCCAUGGGCCAGAACUGGGCCCCCAAAACAGUGCUAGAGAACAGACAGACGGGCUUCGGGAAGAAAGCCGGUUCCUGUUUCAACUAAUGCAGAGAGUUUGGGCAAACACUGUCUCCAAGAACUUUUUUUCUCCCUGGCUGGUUUUUUAAAAAUACGUGUUACUUUAUUUUAUAGGAAUUUGUUUUCCCUAUAGUGUCAAUUGAAAUCACCUUACAAGGAGAUUAUCCACUUAUUCCUGAAAUCCUGUGGCGUUUCCCCACUCUUCCUCAGCCAACAAAAGCAUAGUUUUAAAAAACUAUCAAGUUCAAUUAUGCUUUGCCAAAUUAGAUUUCAUGUAGACCAGUUUUUGUGUCAAUGAAAUCCUUUAAAUGUAAUGAUAGGCUUUUGUUGAUUUUUUAAUACAUCUAUGUAGAAGGGUGCUAUAUUUUUUUAAACUUUAAUUUUGAAAACUGUACUUUUUCUUGCCCAGUUAAGGAGAAAGGCAAGGAAGAUUAUGAAUAUAAGUGGGUCUUUGGCAAACCUACCCAUUCUUUUUUAGCACAGCUAGUACAUCAGCCAACAUCCAGGCAGAGCAGGGCAUUGGUCCCCAUCAGCAGAACCAAUGAAGCAUUUGUGAUUCAUCGAUGGUUCACACUGACAGGAAGGGAUGGAUAUUGUUCUUGGAGACUCAGACUCACUGCAUGUAAACAGACAGCAAUUUCACAGUACUGGAUUAGCAGAGCAAAAGCAUCCUGCUACCCUAGGGGCUCUUUGGCACAAAGUCAUACUGGUAAUCAAAAAAAAGUUUGUUCCUUAAGAUGUGCCACAAUGUGGCUCAUGCUUUGUAUGUAACCUUAGGAAAAUUUCAAACGUAAGUGGCACAAAAGAGGCAGCCAGAGAAUGUAGAUUGAUGCUGUACAAGUCAUUGAUUUUGGCGACUGUCAUCCUCAUUGAUGCCUUUGUUGAUGAAGGAAAAAGGAACAUUUUCUGAUCUGCCCAACCCCUCUCUGUAGGCUGCUUUCACCCUUCUGCCUGCCUUUAUUGAGAUGGCAUGCCAGAAGUUAGACCGAACUUUGCUACAUCCUUGUCUUGCAUUGAUACAGAAGGUCAUUUUAUUAGGUUUUAUUAAGCAUAAGAUCACAGAGGAAAGACCAGGUUGCCCUCUGACCAGAAUCUUGACAGUGCCAAUUUCCAUUUCUUAAGCAUUAUUUCAGAGGUCUCUAGCAAUGUCCCUGGUUGCACAAACUUUCUAAAAACGUGGUUUCUUUCUCUGUGCCCUCCCUGCCAC
Octodon degus (degu) is the source of this 6196-nucleotide messenger RNA. It is a transcript of the gene Ssh1, whose product is annotated as slingshot protein phosphatase 1. Lineage: Eukaryota; Metazoa; Chordata; Mammalia; Rodentia; Octodontidae. Gene Ontology annotation, biological process: actin cytoskeleton organization; protein dephosphorylation; negative regulation of actin filament polymerization. The coding region runs from base 108 to 3275 and encodes 1055 amino acids. Gene Ontology annotation, molecular function: actin binding; protein tyrosine/serine/threonine phosphatase activity. Gene Ontology annotation, cellular component: cytoplasm. The transcript has 15 exons. The record is from RefSeq and is a predicted model, not a curated record.